CGGAUUCUGGCUGAUAUUGCUGAUAAUUUCGCAUUUUAAGCCCAAAAACAAAUCGAAUACAUGACUUAAACCUCGUAAUCUUCUUCUAGCGUUCUGUACUAAAGUUCCAUAACGUCGGAGCGUCGUAGCGGUCGCGUGAUCGCCGUGAUGAGCGCUCGUAGAAGAGUCAUACUCUUAUUGUUUGUUAAUCGUAUUUUGUGACAGUGGAAAUGAUUCGCACGUACAAACGGAAGCCGCUGGAGUGCCGGUACAUCGAGGGCGUGAUGGGGCUGUGCCGGCUGUGCCUCGGGACCGCUGAGUCGGCCGUGCCGAUAUUUACUGAAGACCCCGAUAAUAUCUGCUCCACGCUAGCUAUGAGGAUUAUGAUCUGUGUCGGUUUGGAUGUGAAACGCGAUGACAACCUCCCUAACCUGGUUUGUGUAACCUGCUACAAAGAUCUAGAACACUACUACGCUUUCCGGAAGAAAUGUGAACUGUCAUAUCACAGAUUGAAGUCGCAUCUCCAAGCUUCUCGCAACCGGCAACCAACUGAAACUGUUACGGAGAAUGAAGAGACAUUGAAAGAGAUGAUUAGUCAGGACGAGAAUAUGAACAUCAAUGAGUUUGGGUUGGAGAUCGGUGAGGAGUCUGACAGCAAGGUGGAGCCGGAGUCCGUGAUAAGUGAUGUGCAACCAGCAGAUUCUAUUCAGCAAAAUACAGAAGUUCCUCAGGAAGAGUACCGAGUAAUGCAACCUGGCGAACUAAACACACUGAUAACAUCAGUCCUUGUGAAACUUGGCAUCCUAUCGCAGCGCGAUGAACAGCUGUCAGUGCUUAGAUCAGAUGUGUCGAGGUUACAACUCGAAGCCGGAGAUGGGGCAGUGGUUAGAAUGGAGUUAGUCGAAGAGGAUGAUGAGUUGGAAGCAGACACACAGGAUUAUUUAAUAGAAAUAUCCGAGGCUCCUGUCCCGGUGGAGGCUCCGAAAGCAACCAAGACAGGUUUCCAGCGGCAGGCUAAGCUUAUAGAACCAAAACCUAGUUUUGUUGAAGCGAAGCAAAAGACCAGCAAGAUCCACACAAACAUCGGCGCCAUGGGGUGUUCAACCUGCGGCCGCGUGCUGGCGUCCCGCUCCGCGCUGCUGCGCCACGCGCGCACGCACUCCGGCGAGCGGCCCUUCGCCUGCCCGCGCUGCGACCGCUGCUUCGCCCAGAAGGAGGUCAUGCACCGACACAUGCUGGUACAUGAAGCGGUGCGUCCCCAUAAGUGCUCAUCGUGCAACAAGAGCUUCACUCAACGCAACGCUUUACAUUUACACGAGCGCUCACACCUCCCCCCACACGAGAGGGCGCUAGCGUUGCACAGCUGCCCUCACUGUCCCAAACUGUUCCUGUAUUCUUCAGGUCUAUCGCGCCAUAUGAUGACUCACUCCGGCCGCGUGUAUGUCUGCGGCGCUUGUCGACGACAAUUCGCUGACAAAAGUUCAGUUCUGCGCCACCACAGAGCCAGACACGCGCAUCUAGAGGAACCCGACGAACCCGAGUGCGUAGAAACUGAGAAUGCACCCACUGAAGAUGAAAACACAUAGCGGCAUUAGCGGCAAUAAUUAUAUUGUGACAGGUAUGCGUAAGAUUAGGUAACCCGACGAACCCGAUGGUGUAGAAACUGAGAACACUUUUAAUGUAGACAAAAAUAAAAAUACAUAACGGGGCGAAGGUUCUGUGUCGCCAUAGGGCUCAACGCGUGCAUCCAGAUUAACCCGACGAACCCGAUGGUGUAGAAUGAGACUGACAACACGCCCAAUGAACACGAAAAUACAUAGCGGAGCGUGUAUUCUGUCACCUUAGAGCUCGACGCGUGCAACAAGAGGAACCCGCGUGCGUAGACAUUGAAAAUGCGGCCAUUGAAGAUAAAAAUAUAUAGUGGAGCGACUGGGGCUUGUGUUCUACGUUCGAACCCGAGUGUGUAGAAACAUAAAGCGAGUCGUCUGAACACGAAAAUACAUAGUAGAGCGUCACCACAUGCGCAUUGCCUAACAACUAUUUAGACGGUUGUUGAGGUUGGUUUUUUUACAAAAGGUAGCUUAGUCUGUGACUAAAAUAUUAAUAUAGUCAAAAUAUUAUAUUUAUAGUAUUUUAAAUUUACUGAACAUAGGUAAUAAAAAUCAUUCGGACACCUAAACCUUCAACCGCACUUUAGUACAUUUUACAAACUAUUUUAAUUAAAUGUCUUAUUGGCGGUAACGGUUAUUUUAAAUUAAAUUUAAUAUUUAUUACUGACUUUUAGCUGAUCUCGGAUAAAAUAUAGAUAGAGAUCGUACUUAGGACUUACGAAGGAGUUUUACAACUAAUGGAAUAAUUGUAUUUAGGUUUAAAGGAAUUGUAUUUUCACCGCACCAGCUCGGAAAGGCUUACUUUGCACUUCAAGAACUGAUAGCAAAGUUGCAUUUUAUUCAUAUGUGAGGCAAAGUAAUCAAAUGCAAAUUAUGAGUUGUUUUCUUAUGUUUGCUGGUUGAAUUUACUUUUAACUGAUGAUUUUGGAUUAAUAACUAUUUAAUAACAUUCAUUUGGAUUUGAUUUGGUUUCAUUUUGUUUGAUAUUUUACAUUUAAUAUUUGUGAAAUGUGUGUUGGUGUGGUGAAAAAUUUUGUGUUUCACUCGGGGGCAAAUUUUAUUUAACCCUCGUGCUUUGAAACCCUCGCAACGCUCAAGAUUCCAUAUUUCGAACCACUCGCUACGCCCGUGGUUCAAUUUUGGAAUCUUUCGUUUGCUCGGGUAUCAAUAUUAGCACGAGCGGUUAAACAACAACUUUGCCCCCUUGUAAAACAAAUAACUAUUAUUUAAUAACAUUUCAUGUGAUACUUAAUGAAAGAUAAUUUAGGCCUGAUUAGGUAUAGCCAUCACAUGUUACAUUUCUAUUGUAAAAAAACCAUAAUGAAAUGGCUCAUAACUCAGGCUUUUAUAUCUUAAUUAUUGGCAAAAAAUACAAUAAUUGCACAGCGAAUUAUGUAAAAUGUGUCAAUAUUGAUGAAUUACAUUAUUUAUAAGUUGAUAUGUAAGAUAAGACUGAAUAUAAAUUUCUUUAUUUUUGUUUCUAGUAGAGCCUUUAUACUUAAUUAUGUUUAACAUAUAAUAAAUAAGCACCACACUUAGCAAUACAAAAAAUUUUGGGCCCAUUCAAUUUAGGUAUUUCUGUAUCUAUACCUAUAGAUUCCUCGUAACGAUCGGUCAGAUCGGAGACGGACCAUAAGUUGUGUUUUAUGUGCCAGAGAAAAUGACUUAGCAGAUGCCGAUGUUGCUCAGCCACUUCUGCUGACUGUAUAUAGGUUGGGUUGUAUAUAUUAAUUUGUACUGUUACUUGUAUUAAUAUUUAGGAAUAUGUGGCAGAUGUGACUUGUGCUAUUGCAAAGUACAGUCAAGAACAGAGCUAUGAAUACAGGCAAAGUGUCAAAAAUCAAAGUAUACAGUACUUUAUUGCCUGUACAUUAAGGUCGUGUAUACAUAUUUUUGGCACUUUGCCUGUAUUCAUAGCUCUGUUGUUGACUGUACACAAAAUGUCAUACUCGUACAAAUGUAACGAAUAAUAUGUAUUAUGAAAUUUGCUUUGAAAAGGCAUGUCUACAUAUAUCUAUGUGCAAAGAACAAGCGCGUCCCUUGCGCUAUACAUACAUAACAAACACGUUGAUUAUUUUGAGGUGACAAAUUUAUUUAUUUCCUUUCUCUUUCUCCACAAACAUUUUGCACAUAGCAAAUUAUUAUUAGUAGAUUUUUCAUUUAUUGUUAGUAUACAACUAGGUCGGGUAGUUAAAUCUAGUCAAAUUUGUUUUUCUUUAUACAUGUCUUUGUAUGUCUUUUAUGUACAAAGUACUGGGUAUUUAUCCAGCUAAAUAUUACUGUUUGUUGAUAAAUAAUUAUUAACAGUAGUAUGAAGUAACAACAUUAUAAUGUAAUGUGAAAAUAAAUAUUCUAUACUAAUCUUAGCCGACAGUUUCCUAUUUAAAGGAGCCCAUAGAUUACCAGUUCGCCGGACGAUAUCAGCCUGUCAGUUAAACCUGAAAGGUGAUAGUUCCGAACAACUGACAGGCUGAUAUCGUCCGGCGAACUGGUUAUCUGUGGGCCCCUUAAAGUGUUUCGUUGCUUUCAAUGGAAUCACUACUAUAUUAACAUAAGUGUAGGUAUAUGGUAUUAUGGUAUAUAAGUCUCAC
Cydia fagiglandana is the source of this 4180-nucleotide messenger RNA. Its product is annotated as zinc finger protein 75D-like. Gene Ontology annotation, biological process: regulation of transcription by RNA polymerase II. Gene Ontology annotation, molecular function: DNA-binding transcription factor activity, RNA polymerase II-specific; zinc ion binding. NCBI's taxonomy places the organism in Eukaryota, Metazoa, Arthropoda, Insecta, Lepidoptera, Tortricidae. The coding region runs from base 210 to 1565 and encodes 451 amino acids. The transcript has 8 exons. The record is from RefSeq and is a predicted model, not a curated record. Gene Ontology annotation, cellular component: nucleus.